GCUCACUGCAGUGUUGCCGGACUCGAGGCCGUGCGCCUCGAGGAAGAGUACAGAAAGCGAGUUUUCUACUACGAGGAGCGUGACGGCCCGUUUCCUGUCGCAGGACAAGAAGUCCGACGUGCCGUCAGCGCGCACGCACGCCAUCAGACGCACAGCUACCCUGGAACGCACAAGAUCGACCACGACCUUCCACUACACAGCGGCCAAGAGCGGGGUCUAUCCAGCUGCGCUGUGUGCGCCAUGAUAUUCUGGAAGGAAGACCUCGAAGAGUUCGAGCUGUUCGACCCGCGGCCCGCCGAAGGCUCUACAAACGGGCCUCGCCCGGACCUCGACGAGGAUUACGACGGCGAUGAUGGUGAAGUCCAACGCGGCUCCGCCCAGGUUCACGGCACAAGCGUCGUGCACCCUUGGGCCACGGCUUCCGACGGUACUGCCUGCCGUUGGAUACUGGACACCACAGCGAUCCCUGUCUCCAUGGACGGUGGCCCCGGCCUGCUCCCGGACAACACGCUGCAGCCGGACUCCGAGGGUCGCUUCCCCUCCAUACCCACGUGCCUUAGCUGCAGGCUCGACCUCUCCAAGAAAACGCCCCUCCUCCCUCGGUACGCUCUGGCUAACGACAACCUCAUAUUGCGAGAACCUGUCGCAUUCCGGAAAAACGGUGCGAAGCUGUCCCCCAUGACGUUCGCCGUGCUCGCCCUCGCCCGCAUGCUCGUUCGGAAAAUAAUCGCCGAGAAGACAAAGAAGGCAGAUCCCCGCACGAAGCAGAAGGGGCUGCGUAGCAAUUCAAUUUGCUUCCCGCAGGCUUACGCCAAAGAGCUCGUGACACAAGCCCUACCUGCCGAACACGAGGUUUCUCAGCAGUUCUUCGCCGACGGCCUCUCCAUCGCACUUGCCGGCGCAUCCGUAGACGACUUGGAUAAAGCUACGUGGGCUGAAGUCCCUCGAGAAGCAUACAUGACGGCAGUGCGUUUCUGCGUGGCGCACUCGGAGGCUUACCACGCACUCGACAUUGACGAGAAUGAAGCCGCACGACGACUCCAAGAAGCAGGACACAGCUGCGCAGAGGUUCUCCAACAAGCCACCCGCGUAGAGGCCACCACACAUACGCCGCACCUCAUCCCUGGACCUGCCACGCUCGACGCACCCGAAGUCCCCGUGCCAGAAAGCAUCAUCACAGAGGACGGGAGAGCCAUGGAAGAUCCUACCGCCAGACCGACGCCCCACGUCGACCCCGACACCGCACCACCGCCUGUGCGCCCAGAGACCACCGACGAACUUCACCCCGACUCCGACGACGUCAACCUCCACUGCGCCGCAACCGACUUCUCCACGGGUGCGCUGGACGCUGACCGAGCAGCUUGCGAGUUCGCCGCCAAGCUCGAGCUCCUAUCCUCCAAACUUUCCACAUAUGCACCCACAACCGACGUCGCCACCGAGAUUGAGUCUUUGCAGGCCUUGGCAAAAUACCUGAAUUCUGACGAAUACCGCAAGCAGUUGGACAGCACUUUACAGGCUAUGGAAGCGGCAGAAAGCCGAGAGCCUGCCGCCCGGCAACACCCUGACGGAACUUGGGUCAUUCCUACAGGCAAACGGCCCCUCUCCAUGUACGACAAAGAAUUUUGGCAAAAAGCCUUUCCCCACCUGUUUCCGUACGGGGAUGGCGUCUACGGCAUCGACCGACGAGCCACGCCGUUCGUCCCACCAGCCCAGCCACGCUGGGGCGCCGAUCUCGACUUCCUAUGCGUCCUGUACGACUCCUGGCGCAGGAUGGAGCUCACGCGCAAAGCCGGAGCCCACGUACGACGAAGAGGUUUCCAAACCAGCGUCAACCUCGUCUGCCAGGCCACGGGAACCCAACUCCGAUCCGCUUUCGACUCCAUGGGUGAUAGAGCCGGAUUCCGUGAGUGCUUGCUUUCUGACAACGCUCCCGCCUCGUUGCGGGAGGCCGUACGCAACCUCCUCUUCUUCAGCAGCGACGUUGUCGGUUCCGAGGGUGCUCGUCAACAGCUUCGCCACGAGCAGAUGGGGGACAUGCUCCGAUUCGGCGGCAUAGGAGGCUUCCUCACCCCGAACGUUGCGGACACCCGGAACCCUUUAGUGGUGAUCCUGCAUGCCGGUUCCCUCAACCACACCUGCGGAGGCGGGAUGAACAUGAUUGCAUCGUUGAGCGGCCCCAUCGAGGAUCAAGCGCGCCUGAGCACGCAUUCCCACAUGGUGUUCCACUUCGUCAACCGAACGUCUCAAUCAUGGUUGCGCUCCGUCCUCCGCAAAGACACAGCCGAGGCGCGAUCGACUCUGCAACGUUGGCAGCGCGCUGUGCUCCAAGCCGUCGAGGCCUUACAGAUUACAUCUUCCGCUACUGUCCCACUGCACUUCGUGGACCACGCCUCAGAGGCUCCACCCCUCAAAAGCACCCCUUACCUUGAGAGGUGGCAGCGCGAGGACAAGUUCGACGGCGACCUCGAGGGCGACCGAGAGGACCCUACCAGGUCUCAGGUCUUCGCGACCGCCACCCACGACGAUGCGACUACGCAGGCCGAAGCUGCGGCUCAUGCGGCUGCAUUCGCAGAAGAUCACUGGAACAUCAGCAGCCUCAGCGGCCACAUCCAUCAGCACCAUGACACAUGCUUCAAGUACAUAGAGGAUGGCAUCUCUCGCAAGCCUCAACACUGCCGUUUCGGAUUCGUGCACUUCGUCAGACUCUGGCUGCCGUCCACCACCGACAGCCCAGGUCAAGGCGAGGCCAAGGAGCGGAUUGUAGAACGGCUACUGGCCCGCGUGGGAAAGGAGCCACAGCUGCCACGAGUACGUGGCCAGCCUCCUAUAGACACUCAGUCCAUGCCUAUCCUGGCCGACACUGGAUUGUUCACCGAUGGCUCCCUUGGUGCCAGCGUCGAACCCGACGACAGACAGGCACGCCGUGGGCGCAUCAAUACAGUGCGGUUCAACCCCAGAGAGGGCAGCACGACAAUGGCAGGAAAGGUUGCGCACAGAGGGAAUCUGGAUUACCAGGAUUGUCGCCGCACCCUCACGGACGGGUAUGAGUACGACAACUCCGAGGAUUACCUUCGGAGACGCCUGGGAAGCGACCCUGGAGUCGGGCUUACAAGCAUGGAGCCCUCGAAAGAGCAGCGAAACGGCAGCACUGACAUCACACUCGAAGAUUGGUGCAUCGCUUUGGGCGUGCCCUUCAAGGGGUACAACGACGACCUGCGCACCGAGUACGUGCAACGGAUCCUCACAGCAGCGCGCCUACUUCCACCAAGCUCGCCUGCGGAACGCACGCCCCAAACAAGAUGGCCUCGCCACCUCACCACCGACUUCAUCACCACAUGGAUCGCGUCUCAAGGGAACGCCUGGGAAGCGACCCUGGAGUCGGGCCUACAGGCAUGGGGCCCUUUAAAGAGACAGCGGCACGGCAGCAAGGACAUCACACUCGAAGAUUGGUGCAUCGCCCUCGGCGUCACAUUCAAAGGAUUCCGCAACGACUUGCGUUCCGAGUACGUGCAACGCAUUCUCACGGCAGCUCGGUCGCUCGUGCAAGCAUGGCCGUCCGACAUCACCACCAGACCCAAGGACACCUCCGUCGAAGACUGGUGCGUCGCUCUGAACAUUCCUCUUCACAGCUACGACGAGACUCACCGACAACGCCUGACGUGGCCCCACCACUUCGACGCGGCUUUCAUCAAGCAGUGGGCUCGCCAGCAUCCGGAAGAUUGGGAACGACACUUGCGCGCCUGGCUGCCCACGUGGAAACUCCACACCUCCCGCGCUGACGCCCCUGUCACUAUCACAGCCUGGUGCAUAGCGCUCGGCCUACCCUUCGACAAGCAACUCUGUGCCGCUCACGUACAGGAGUACAUCGAGAAGAUCGUUCAUCAGGUUGACCUGCUGCUGCGCAUCCCAAUUUGGGAACAACCUCUCCGCCUCUCCGCCGUCGUGCAGUGGGCUAAGCAACAUCCAGACGUCUGGCCUUCCUUACUCCAGCUCGCUCUCGACACUUGCCCUUUGCAGUCCACGCACAGCGACGUUGCGCUCGACCCCGCCCUCGACGCGCGGUGCCUCGCCUAUGACAUUGACUCCGCCGACCUGGGAAGACAUCGUCGGCAACGUGCGAAACAAAUCCUUGCAGACACCGAGCUCUACGUCACCCUGCCGAUUACAGCGGGCGAUUUGCAAGCCUUACGGACAUGCCCCUACGACACUCUGCACCAGGCUCGGUUUGGCGACCAGCACAGAUUCCACCCAGCUCUGAACCGCAAGGUUCUCUUCCGAGCCCAGCUCUCCGAAGAGGAGAUUCGGCAAUGGGAAGGGCAGCUGGGCCGCGAUAUCUGGACUGAGACGGCGAUCUGCGACUCCUACCUUCCAGCCCACCUCCUGCGUGACCACGGCACUCGGCAUUCCUUCUCUCGCCUACCACUCUGUGGCGCCCCCGUCGCGUGCUACCUCUGUGGUCAUGGCUGCGAUUCCAAGGCUCACUGCAGCGUUGCCGGACUCGAGGCCGUGCGCCUCGAGGAAGAGUACAGAAAGCGAGUUUUCUACUACGAGGAGCGUGACGGCCCGUUUCCUGUCGCAGGACAAGAAGUCAGACGUGCCGUCAGCGCGCACGCACGCCAUCAGACGCACAGCUACCCUGGAACGCACAAGAUCGACCACGACCUUCCACUACACAACGGCCAAGAGCGGGGUCUAUCCAGCUGCGCUGUGUGCGCCAUGAUAUUCUGGAAGGAAGACCUCGAAGAGUUCGAGCUGUUCGACCCGCGGCCCGCCGAAGGCUCUACAAACGGGCCUCGCCCGGACCUCGACGAGGAUUACGACGGCGAUGAUGGUGAAGUCCAACGCGGCUCCGCCCAGGUUCACGGCACAAGCGUCGUGCACCCUUGGGCCACGGCUUCCGACGGCACUGCCUGCCGUUGGAUACUGGACACCACAGCGAUCCCUGUCUCCAUGGACGGUGGCCCCGGCCUGCUCCCGGACAACACGCUGCAGCCGGACUCCGAGGGUCGCUUCCCCUCCAUACCCACGUGCCUUAGCUGCAGGCUCGACCUCUCCAAGAAAACGCCCCUCCUCCCUCGGUACGCUCUGGCUAACGACAACCUCAUAUUGCGAGAACCUGUCGCAUUCCGGAAAAACGGUGCGAAGCUGUCCCCCAUGACGUUCGCCAUGCUCGCCCUCGCCCGCAUGCUCGUUCGGAAAAUAAUCGCCGAGAAGACAAAGAAGGCAGAUCCCCGCACGAAGCAGAAGGGGUUGCGUAGCAAUUCAAUUUGCUUCCCGCAGGCUUACGCCAAAGAGCUCGUGACACAAGCCCUACCUGUCGAACACGAGGUUUCUCAGCAGUUCUUCGCCGACGGCCUCUCCAUCGCACUUGCCGGCGCAUCCGUAGACGACUUGGAUAAAGCUACGUGGGCUGAAGUCCCUCGAGAAGCAUACAUGACGGCAGUGCGUUUCUGCGUGGCGCACUCGGAGGCUUACCACGCACUCGACAUUGACGAGAAUGAAGCCGCACGACGACUCCAAGAAGCAGGACACAGCUGCGCAGAGGUUCUCCAACAAGCCACCCGCGUAGAGGCCACCACACAUACGCCGCACCUCAUCCCUGGACCUGCCACGCUCGACGCACCCGAAGUCCCCGUGCCAGAAAGCAUCAUCACAGAGGACGGGAGAGCCAUGGAAGACCCUACCGCCAGACCGACGCCCCACGUCGACCCCGACACCGCACCACCGCCUGUACGCGCAGAGACCACCGACGAACUUCACCCCGACUCCGACGACGUCAACCUCCACUGCGCCGCAACCGACUUCUCCACGGGUGCGCUGGACGCUGACCGAGCAGCUUGCGAGUUCGCCGCCAAGCUCGAGAUGGAGCUCACGCGCAAAGCCGGAGCCCACGCACGACGAAGAGGUUUCCAAACCAGCGUCAACCUCGUCUGCCAGGCCACGGGAACCCAGCUCCGAUCCGCUUUCGACUCCAUGGGUGAUAGAGCCGGAUUCCGUGAGUGCUUGCUUUCUGACAACGCUCCCGCCUCGUUGCGGGAGGUCGUACGCAACCUCCUCUUCUUCAGCAGCGACGUUGUCGGUUCCGAGGGUGCUCGUCAACAGCUUCGCCACGAGCAGAUGGGGGACAUGCUCCGAUUCGGUGGCAUAGGAGGCUUCCUCACCCCGAACGUUGCGGACACCCGGAACCCUUUAGCGGUGAUCCUGCAUGCCGGUUCCCUCAACCACACCAGCGGAGGCGGGAUGAACAUGAUUGCAUCGUUGAGCGGCCCCAUCGAGGAUCAAGCGCGCCUGAGCACGCAUUCCCACAUGGUGUUCCACUUCGUCAACCGAACGUGGCAGCGCGAGGGCACAUUCGACGGCGACCUCGAGGGCGACCGAGAGGGCCCUACCAGGUCUCAGGUCUUCGCGACCGCCACCCACGACGAUGCGACUACGCAGGCCGAAGCUGCGGCUUAUGCGGCUGCAUUCGCAGAAGAUCACUGGAACAUCAGCAGCAUCAGCGGCCGCAUCCAUCAGCACCAUGACACAUGCUUCAAGUACAUAGAGGAUGGCAUCUCUCGCAAGCCUCAACACUGCCGUUUCGGAUUCGUGCACUUCGUCAGACUCUGGCCGCCGUCCACCACCGACAGCCCAGUCAAGGUUGCGCACAGAGGGAAUUUGGAUUACCAGGAUUGUCGCCGCACCCUCACGGACGGGUAUGAGUACGACAACUCCGAGGAUUACCUUCGGCCGGCACUGGCUAUCCGCACCAACCUCGUUUACUCAGUGGUCGAGUCCAUCCGCAGUGGGAUCCAGACGAGCUUCUACACUUGCGACUACAACACGAAGCCCAACAUGACAUGUGGGCCUCUUCUGCAGCAUCUCACGCACGGCAUGGAACAGCUCGAGGCACAGAUGAAAAAAGAGCACGACACCGCAGCUAUGACAGCUUACCUGCAGAAGGGUGCCGUCCACAACGCAGACUGCAGACCUGGCGCUCUGGCGCGUCCCCCGACCGCGGCCACCAACGCCACCCCAGCGGAAGACCCCGCAGCGCGCCUGUCCACGGAUGCGUUCUACGAUGAUUGGUUGCGCCGAGGAGCUUUCGUUGAUGAUGACGCGCACCUUGGCUUGCAGGCCGCCAGGGCCGACGUGGGCGACAUCGGAGACCCCGCUGGCGCAGACCCCGAAUGCGACGACGGCACCGAGCGCGACACCCCGACCGGAGUCCAAUACAAACCACACGUGCGUGUACGUGACUCCGACGUGCUGGACGUCGUGCACCGACAUCUCUCUGCUGGAAAAUUGGACAAACGGUCGGGCGACAAAUUUGUCCGCAUCCAGGAGUUCCUCAACGCAAAGGCCCACCUCUACGAGCACCUCCGCGAGCCUCGACAAGCCCAGGAGAAAAUGCGACACCUUUCGGGCCAGCUCGUAUUGGCCAUGAUCGACGAGGCGAGCUUAGCUGAUCCUCAGCUGUUGACUGUCCUUAACGCAAGAGCGGAUUGGGGACGCCGCGGCUCCCACAACCUUGACCCUGCGUCGUUCACGGAUACAACUUUCGGGAACGUACUCGCGCAGAUCGUCAUGGGGGACUUCAUGCAACUGAACCCCGUCCGAACGCAUUCGCUACUGCAGACAUUUCUGCGCGGCACUGCAAUACACAUGCCCCGCGCUCCCACUUACGACGGCAUGGACAAAGACCAGCGCAUUGAGAAGGAGCGCCUCGACAAAGAAGGCUGGGACAUCUUUGAUAGGCUCUCGGAGUCAGUUAUCCUCUUCCACGGGUGCCACCGUUUCGCGCCAGGGGAUCCCUUACCAGAAAUCCUGAAGAUCAUGCGCACACCUGGGGGGCAAAAACUCCCGCCCUCCCUGAAGGAGCAACUCGCCGCUCGAUGCGUAUUGCAUCACGACGUCGACCAGCGUGCCGACCCGUCCUACAUUCUGCACGACGAGUCCGGCGCUCCCACUGCCAUGCCUGGCUUCUUCGCCCAAGGGUACCACUCCGCCAUCAACUGGGAGACCGUUGGAGCGCUCUGGCUGCCCGCCGUCUGCGACCGCGUACAUCGCUACCUCCAGCCUUGCGGACAGCUACUCUAUUACGUCCAAGCUGUCGACAUCCCGCACCAGGCCGUGUACAGGUCACGUCCAGACAUGUACACGGACGCACUCCAAGUGGCAAACAUGAGCUCCAAGACUCCAGGUUGGGUCCUCCUGGACCGCUUGCCGCGUUAUGUGGAGUUCCGCGCUGACGACGCCACAGAGGAUUACACCGGUCUGAAGAAGCCUGGCGUGUGGCAUCUAGAACCAACACAUGACACGUGGACUUUCCAAUGGCAGGUCCGCGCCACGGUGAACCACCCACGCGCCAUGCCAACGCACAGACUCCAGAAACACGACGUCCACAUGACCCGAUGCCAACUUCCCACCGCGCCAGAACGCGUCGGAACAUUUCAGAGCAUGCAAGGCAAAACCGUCCGCGAGCCCAGCGGACAACCCAUCGGUCACACCAUCGACUUGCGCAAGCCCGACUAUAUGAGUGACCCCGAAUACAAGCAGCACCUGUACAUGAUUCUCGGAAGAUCUCAGCGCUUAUCGCGGUCCCUGUUCGAAAACUUCCCCCGCUUGCCUGAGCCCGACGCCGACGGCAACGAAUUCGAUUGGCAUUGGUUUGAGGAAG
Messenger RNA from Prorocentrum cordatum, 8659 nucleotides. The record is from the annotation of a GenBank genome assembly. Lineage: Eukaryota; Dinophyceae; Prorocentrales; Prorocentraceae.